AUGAACAUCAUAAAAAUAGAUAUAGAUAAGAGUUGGAUCUCAAGGCCACGAGGUAGUGUCGAAUACAAGGCCGGGUUGAACAAAUUUUUGGAUUUUGCAUUUGCAAAUGCAUCAUCCGAUGGGAUGAUACAUUGUCCAUGUCCUUCGUGUGGAUUCCGGCUAUUCCAAACUAGAGAGGAUGCUUACGAUCACUUGCUGUUAAAACUGUUUCCUGCUAAGUAUACCUUUUGGUUACAUCACGGGGAGAGACGCGUAGGAGAGAGUUCUACUGAGACACAAGAAACUGACCCUGGUAGCGUCUACCGAGAUCCAAUGCGCGACAUGGUUCGUGAGGCAUUCAACUUUCCAGGUUCUGUUGUCGAUGAAGAUGACUCGAGCAAUAAAGAUUUUGAGGGGGAUGCCGAAGAGUUGCCUUAUUUGUACAGCGAACCUAGUCAGGCGGCCCGUCAUUUUGAUGAGCUGCUUGAGGAUGGAGAGCAGGAAUUGUAUCCGGGUUGUGCGAAAUUCUUGAAGUUGGCUUUCUUGGUCAGGCUAUACCAUAUAAAGUGCAUGUGUGGCAUGAGCGACAAGGCAUUCAGAAUGAUACUAGAGUUACUGUGUGAGGCCUUUGAGCAUGCAAAGAUUCCAGCUUCACUGCACGAUGCCAAGAGGAUCAUACGAAAGCUCAGUUUUGCUUACAAGAAGAUAGAUGCAUGUCCGAAUGACUGCAUGCUAUAUCAGGGCAGCGAUCAAGAACUAUCUAGGUGCAAGAUAUGUGGGACCUCGAGAUGGAAGCAAAAGACUAGGAGGAAUUCCAUUGUCCGGAUCAAUGUGGUUGUUAAGAAGAAAGGGAAGCCGCAGGCGACGAAGGUUCUUCGGUACUUUCCCCUUGUUCCACGACUGCAGCGGAUGUUCAUGUCCAGUAAAACAUCUGUUGACAUGUUGUGGCACAAGAAAGGUCCUAACUCGGAUGGUUUUUUGAGGCAUCCACGAGACGGAGAGGCAUAG
This is a messenger RNA of Arachis ipaensis, 987 nucleotides long. The record is from RefSeq and is a predicted model, not a curated record. NCBI's taxonomy places the organism in Eukaryota, Viridiplantae, Streptophyta, Magnoliopsida, Fabales, Fabaceae.